Molecule: messenger RNA, 375 nt
Organism: Knipowitschia caucasica
Lineage: Eukaryota; Metazoa; Chordata; Actinopteri; Gobiiformes; Gobiidae
Source: the annotation of a GenBank genome assembly
AUGACUGCAGCCUUUGCCACUCUGCCAAAUGUCCUAUUCCUCCACCUCAAGAGGUUUGCAUAUGACCACAACUUCAAUAUGCAAAAACUCAAGUAUAAGGUCAAACUGGACAAGAGGAUUGUCCUCAAAUCCAAACAGGACACAGCACAGUUCAAUCUGGUGAACGUUAUCUCGCAUUUUGGACCGUCCACUGAUUUAGACGCGAUCCCAGACUAUGUCAUCUUCUUCAACGGGGUGGACCCUGAGGGCGGGCCCCAAGAGCCAUGGUUGUCCUACGAUGAUAGGACUGUGUCCAGGACCGAUAGGAAGAUGGUGUGUGGCCUCAGGGAGAGGGAGGCCUACAUCCUCACCUACCAACGAGAGGAAAUCUGGUAA